Messenger RNA from Acromyrmex echinatior (Panamanian leafcutter ant), 1999 nucleotides. RefSeq lists its product as uncharacterized. The record is from RefSeq and is a predicted model, not a curated record. Gene Ontology annotation, cellular component: nucleus. NCBI's taxonomy places the organism in Eukaryota, Metazoa, Arthropoda, Insecta, Hymenoptera, Formicidae.
UUAUAAACGUUCCAAUUUUCUGUUUGUGAAAUGUUAUGAAAUUUAUUUUUGUGAUUUGUAUAAUCGUACAUAGAGCAUCUGCCUCAGGCUUUCUGUCAAAUAAUUGACGCUAAUAAUUUACAUAAAAAAACGUCGAUUAUAUCGAUACAUGUACAGAGUUUUUUAUGAACAGUUUCUGGUACUUUUUUUAUAAAGAACAAUAACAAUUAUUUAGAUGAUAUUGCAAGUUGAUAAGCUCCAACAAUGAAUAUGACAAAGAAGAUAAACGUCAACUUUUCAUCCCUAGUGGGUUUAAAGGCAGAACUGUUAAGAAAGCAAGCUGAAGUAAACGAGGUCAAGUUGAAAACUGAGUCUAUUAAUAUACCACCAUUGUUGAAUAAGAAAAAAAACAAGAAGAUUAUUGCAGAUGAUGUGAAAAAAAAUACCAAGAAAUCUAUGGAUUCGGAAGAUAUCAUCGCUCACAAAAAGUCAAAAUUAAUGCUGGAGGCCAAAGCGAGAUUAUACGAAAGAUUGAAGAAAUCCAAAAAUAAUAAUGAUAAAUUUCUUGUUGAUUUUGAGAAUAAAUUAGAUGAACCUGAUGAAGAAUUUGUGGAUGAAACGAUUGAUAAAGAAUACCCUAUAGAGUCAGAGGAAAAUUGGGUAGAGUAUCAGGAUUGUUUUGGUCGCACAAGGAAAUGUUUGCGGGAGGAUUUGCCGCACAUGCAAAAGAAAGAUGAAUUGAUAAAGCAUGAAAUAAUGAAGAAGCAUAUUGGCGAAGACAAAGAAGAAGAGGAUAAAGAACAAUAUCCUGUUCAAGAGAAAGAACCUGAGAUAGAAAUCAUGAGAAGAAAAUGGGAGGAGCAAACACGAAAGCUUGUGGACAAGGUGGACAUACAUUAUCAAGAUAUAUUAUUUGACGAAGCACGAACACAUGGUGUUGGUUAUUAUGCAUUUUCGCAAGAUGAAGAGGAGAGAACAAAGCAGCAAGAAAACCUGGCAAACUUAAGAAAGGAAACGGAGAGAAAGCAGAGGGAAAUGAAAGAAACUAAGGAAUUGAAGGAAAGAUUGGAACAGAAUAGACUAAAGGCGGCGAGAAUUAGACAACGUAUCAGAGCAGGUUUACCAGCAGAACCUACAGAAGAGGAAUUAGUCCAAGAAAACAAGUUAACUAAUUCAAAUGACGAUAUUAAUACUAGCAAAGUUGAAUCUGUUGAGAAAGAUAAAGAAAACUCUAAGGAGAAAGUUGAUGAUGCAUCUACAAGUAUCAACGAAUCUAUCCAAGAAGAGAAGACUAGUGACGAAGAUAAGAUAAAAGCUUUUGGAGAACUUUUAAACAAGAAGAAUCACUGGCACAUAAUGUCGCAAGAAGAAUGGGUGGAUAAAUGUAGAGCGCAAAGAAUUAGCGAAUUUGGGCCAGUUUAUGAUAACUUUAAAAGUACCGGAUUUUAUAACAGUUCUCAGAGUAUCGAUGAACAUUUAACUCUUAAAGAAAACAAAGAACUGGACAACAUAGAGACUUGUAAUUCCCAGGAAUCCAUUGAAGAAUCUAAUAAUUUACAGAAUCAUGAAGGUAGUAAUGAGUCUGUCGAUAAUGAAACAAUCUCAGUUGUGAAAAAUAUUGAUAGCAAUAGUCAGAAUAAUAAAACCGAUUUACCAGAAUAUAAUGCAGCUGAUAACUCUUCUGAAUUGUUUGAAAAUACAAUAGGACCGACAUUAAUCCCUACCGUGACUUUACCUAACUUAUCUCAGAGACAAACAACAGUUUCAUAUCCGUUAUCUCAUCUAUCUAGCAAUUAUUCACGAAAUAUAUAUGGGUACUCUGAGAUAUACAUGUCUGAACAACAAACAACUAUGGAUAUCCCUCUUCCUGGUGAAAAUAACAUUUUACCUUCAGCUUCCAACGAUGUGACUCACACAAACAAACAAGAAUCAUUAUCACGAAGUAUAAACGAAGAUAACAUUAUGGCAGGUCUCAAAUAUUUAAGAAAAAAAUUCGAAGCAAGUCAUAGUAAAUGAGCAU